Molecule: messenger RNA, 2159 nt
Organism: Syngnathus typhle (broad-nosed pipefish)
Lineage: Eukaryota; Metazoa; Chordata; Actinopteri; Syngnathiformes; Syngnathidae
Exons: 3
Biological process (GO): regulation of transcription by RNA polymerase II
Cellular component (GO): nucleus
Molecular function (GO): DNA-binding transcription factor activity, RNA polymerase II-specific; RNA polymerase II cis-regulatory region sequence-specific DNA binding
Source: RefSeq, a predicted model, not a curated record
UGUAUUUAACUUCCGGUCACAUGUCCAAAACGCCUGAAACUUGACAUGCGAACCAGCCAUUAUUGAUCAUACAAAUAUAAUACCAUAAAAUGAUAUUCGGUGUCAUUCAUUCAUCGCGUUUCUUGUACAUCUUAUAGCAGACGAAUUGAAUUCAGUCGUGUUUGUGUGAAAUGAUGGACAAAGACAAGCGUGGCGACAAUCUUGACCAUAGCAAUUGGAUGGAGAUGCACCAGUUCAUCGGGGACCUCCUGAUGUCAUCUGGGAGCUCCGCGAAGGAGCAGCCAGACAUCAUGAACGUGUGGAGCAUGUUAGGAGGCGACACGCUCAAACAAGCCCGAUCGAUGCACGACAAGACCGAGGCGGCGCUGAGGAAAAACACAACAAAAGACCACACGCGCCAUGUCUGCACCUGCCCCGGCUGCCCGUACUCCUCUCCCAGACAACCCUCGUCCUCGCUUCCACAUUCUUUGGAGGCUCCAAAAGAGCCAAAUGCAUCCUCCACCAGCACCAGUGAUCCUCUCCCACCUGACAGUUGCCCUGGACAUGGGGGUCCAUCUGAGAGCAGGCCCAACCCUGAAACUCUUCCCUCCGAACAGUCUUCUUUGAACCAGUUCUCGUCCAUGUUCCCUUGCUCUCCCUUCUGUCACACGCACCACCACUUCCACCACCACCACUGCCCUAUCAGCACGUGCCUGCCGUACCCGCAACCUUCCUUUUCCUGCCUGGCGUCUUUGCAGUCCUGCCUGCAUCAACGCAGGCCCGAGGAGCGCGGUCGCCCGUCGACGGCUCCAUUGUCGCACCCCUGCAUGCACUGCUCGGCGUCCUUCUCCAGACCCUCGCAGCUGCUGCAGCAUCAGCGGGCCGAGCACGCCCAAAAGGCCUCCGGCUUCCUGUGCACACAGUGCGGUCGGACCUUCAACUCCCACAGCAACCUGCGCAUACACCUCCAUGUGCAUACCGGCGCCCGGCCGUACGCCUGCUCUGAAUGCGGCAAGGCAUUCAGUCAGUCGGGCGCGCUCAAGAUCCACAGGCGGAUCCACACAGGCGAAAGACCGUACUCUUGCGACUUCUGUGGGAGGGGCUUCCCCCAUCUGGCAGGGGUCCGAGCCCAUCAGAGGAUCCACACCGGGGAAAAACCUUACCGCUGCAACCAGUGCGGCAAGUGCUUCACCCAAUCCUGAGCCCUCAAGAUUCACAUCCGCAUUCACACCGGCGAGCGGCCGUUCGUCUGUAACAUCUGCGGAAAGGCCUUCUCCAACCGCUCCGGCAUCCGCUUCCACAAUCAAACGGUCCACGGUCUAGACCCGGAACUGGCGGGGCCCACCAGGGUGGCGCUCGGGCGUCCUCGGGCUUAUCCGCCUGCUAAUCUGAACACGCCUCAAAGCCCUGAUGGCAACACUUCAUCGCCGACACUGAGUCAGCCUGGAUUGACGGUGCCCGGUGGGAACGCCGGCAAGUGUCCGACAGAGGGAGAGAGCGCACGGCUCAGUUACGAGUGUGAGGACUGCGGCCUGCGUUUCAAAGAUGCGCCUUCACGGAACACACACCAAACUCUGGCGCACUAUUCUGUGGAGGAGGUGGAGGCUCUCAAAGAUGGAAGCACAAAUGAAGGUGUCACCCAUGACAGUGGGGAAUAGGUUUUGCUUUUGCGGUAUGACACACUAAAUGGCUGCCAAAAUAUAUUAUGUUACAAAACACAAAUUACAGUAUUAUUGCUUGACCUUCCACAGUAGAAUACAUAAUUAUAUGUUGUUACAACAAUUAGAAUUUGAACUCAAAUGCCAGUGAAAUUAAUGGAAAGGAAAUUUUACUAUAAAGUGUGGUAGUAGUACUCGGGCUCCCUCUAGUGGUCUUUAAAAGUCAUUGAAUUAAUUUUUCAAACUGCAUAAUGUUGCGGUGGCUUCAACGUUGCAAAAUCCAGUUCAGUGAAUUUAUUAAAUGCUUUUGAAGUCUUAUACAACCUUUCAAUAUAAUGAUUUGCAUUUAUUAAUUUUUAAAUGUUUCUCUUUAUUGGCGUAUAUUGGUCAAAUCGCUUUUAAUGUAUGUGGAAUACUUUUACAUCAGUUUAUCCUAAAGUGCUUUUUAAUUCAUUUAUUUGUUUAGAAUUGUGCCUUACAAAUAAAAUGUUAGUCUGCAAACGACACUACAAUGACCUUCAG